Brassica oleracea var. oleracea is the source of this 1046-nucleotide messenger RNA. Its product is annotated as transcription factor TGA4-like. The record is from RefSeq and is a predicted model, not a curated record. Lineage: Eukaryota; Viridiplantae; Streptophyta; Magnoliopsida; Brassicales; Brassicaceae. Gene Ontology annotation, molecular function: sequence-specific DNA binding. Bases 143 to 841 code for a protein of 232 amino acids. Gene Ontology annotation, biological process: DNA-templated transcription. The transcript has a single exon.
AAAAACCGACAUAUCAUAUAAAUAAUUAAUUAAUCGCCAAAGGAGAUUUUCUUUGGUAAAGUCCAAAAGAGAGUAUAUAAAUCUUUGUACACAAGCACGUUCCAAAUACACAUCGGCUCAUUAAUUGGUGACUACUCCAAAAAUGCCAGUCACCACCAGCUCCCAAAGCUUCACCAGCUUCGCCAACGGCUGGCUGAUUCGUCACAGGCAUUUCGUCGAACAGCUUGCGUGCGCUUCUUCCUUGGACGAAACCAACCGCAUCACUCUCCAAGACCAGCAAUUUCUCGUGACCCAGUUCCUCUCUCACUGUCUCCAAUACUACCAAGAGAAAUCCUCCGCCGUCUCCGUCGCCGGAGACAACGUUUUCACUUUCUUCUCCCCGCCGUGGUUCACCUCAUCAUAUGCAAGACUCAUCCUCUGGGUCGGAGACUUCAAGCCUUCACUCGUGUUCAAACUCACGGACUCCUCCGUCGACGACCUCACCCGCCACCAGAGAGAUCGGAUCUCGACUCUCCGGGCGGAGACAAGGAGGAAAGAGAGGGAUGUGAUGAGAGACUUCGCGCUCGUGCAGCAGAGCGUGGCGGAUCCGCCGGUGAUGCUGGCGGCGAGAGGGGUGGGGGCGAGGGGGAUGGUGGACGGAGAAGAGUCUGAUUUGGAAGAGGCGAUGGAGGUGCUUAAAAACGGGAUGGCGGCGGCGAUGAACGACGCGGAUGAGCUGAGGUGUGCGACGGUGGGGAGAGUUGUGGAGAUUCUUACGACGUCGCAGGCGGUUAAGGUGUUGAGGACGAUCGGAGAGCUUCAUCUUCGCUUGAGGGAGUUAGUGGGUUUGGAGAGUGAGUGACCAAUAGUGAGAAUGAACUUGCUCUGCUUCUUGAACAUCAACCAUGGAUGUUCUGAUCUUAAUAGAUUGUUUAAAAGCUUGGCCAUUUGGUUGUAGUGACUAAAGUGAUGUCAUGUAAUGUUUUUGGCUUAUUUUGCUUCCAACGUCCUAUGUAGCUUAUGAUGUAGUGCCAGUGGUCAUGUCAAUUUUAAUAAGUUACUUAAAU